This is a messenger RNA of Zychaea mexicana, 1764 nucleotides long. RefSeq lists its product as uncharacterized. Bases 1 to 1764 code for a protein of 587 amino acids. The transcript is spliced from 2 exons. The record is from RefSeq and is a predicted model, not a curated record. NCBI's taxonomy places the organism in Eukaryota, Fungi, Mucoromycota, Mucoromycetes, Mucorales, Lichtheimiaceae.
AUGUCGCGACCGCCACCCCUUCGUCGUAGCUUUGUGUCAUCCACUAACGGUGGAAGUGGUGGUGGCAAGGUUGUCGCUGUAGGAGCUGCCUUGCUAGCUGGCGCUGGAUUAGCCUAUUAUCAAACACAUAAGACAAAGGAAGAAGAGGCAGUCGACUUUUACUACGGAAAAGCUCCUAUGGAGAAAUCGGCUCCAACUGUGACCCCAAUCACGCAGGCGAACGCCAGAGGCAGCCAACAUGACUGGCGCACGCACCAAGAUGCGAGCGGCCAUGCCCUAGCCGCCAAGGCACAUUUGCGAAGCACGGCAACCGAAUUGGGUCAUGCAGCACAAGACACUCUAGGCGAAGCACAAACUGCUGCUGAACGCGAGCUGAAAGCAGGCCAGAAUUAUGUUGAUCGCGUCAAAGUCGAUACACGCCAUAAAUUAGACGAUGUCGAAGCAAGUGCCGACAAGUUCCGUGCUGAGCACCACAUGAAGAGCGGCGACCGCCCGCCUGAUUCCGUGUUGCGUGAUACUGCCUAUAAAUCUGACGCAGGUAUUAUUGCUGAUGCACAUGCUUGGUCGAACCCUGAAGCCCAUUUAAAGUAUCAAGAGGCCAAGCAGCGCGUCAAUGACGAGAAAGACGAGCUGAAAAACAAAUGGCAACAGACUAAGAAAGAAGCAGCUAACGAGUGGGAAAAGACCAAGGAUGAAGCCUCGAAUGAAUGGCAGCAGGCAAAGCGAAACGUCAGCGCCACGACGAAUGAACUUGGUUCGCAAUGGGAGCAAACAAAACAAGAUGCUAAAGGUGCUGCGGACGAGGCAUCCGCACAGAUUAAUGCCAAAGCCAACGAGCUUGGAUCACGCUGGGAGCAAACGAAGCAAGAUGCUAAAGGCGCUGCAAAUGAAGCAUCGUAUCAAGCAAACGCUAAAGCCAACGAGCUUGGAUCACGCUGGGAGCAAACAAAGCAAGAUGCCAAAGGAGCUGCGGAUGAAGCUUCGACGCAAGCCAAAGCCAAGGCUGACGAAAUUGGAUCAUCGUGGCAACGUACCAAGCAAGAUGCACAGAACCUUGCGGAUGAUGUAUCGUCACAGGCGAAAGCUGAAGCCAAUCAUUGGGACGCUUCAUGGAAGAAGACAAAGCAAAAUGCCCGUGAAACUGUGGACGAUCUUUCUUCCGAAGCAGAAGCCAAAGCAAACCAACUUGGAUCGUCUUGGGAACGUACAAAGCAGAAUGCACAAGAGUAUGCGGAUGAUGCCGCCGCUAAGCUUCAAGGUGGAGCUGACAGACUCGGUCAAUCCUGGGAGCAAACCAAACAGGAUGCUCGUUAUAAGGCGGACGACCUAGAAGGACGUGCCAAAGCCGAAGCAAACAAGUUGAGCAAUUCUUGGGACCGCGCCAAGCAGGAUGCAUGGGAUACGGCUGAAGAUAUUGAUAAACGCGUCAGAACUGAAGCAAACAAGUUGGGCAAUUCUUGGGAACGCAACAAGCAGGAUGCACGCGGUGCUGCUGGCGAUUUUGGUGACCGUGCUAGAGCUAGGGGAGACGGAAUUGGGAAUUCAUGGGACCGCACCAAGCAGCAGGAGACGCGCCUCACAGCCGACGAUAUCGUUGAACAUGCUAGAGGUGAAGUAAACAGAGUUGGUGGUGCUGCCAGUCGUUUGGAUGCGCAUGCCAGAGCAGAAGCUAAUAAGGUGGGAGCAUACUGGGACCGUACCAAAGAAGAAGCUCGUAAUGCAGCAAGUAGUCUAGGAAGACAUGCUCGGGCUGAAGCUAUGUAA